Molecule: messenger RNA, 2586 nt
Organism: Trichoderma breve
Lineage: Eukaryota; Fungi; Ascomycota; Sordariomycetes; Hypocreales; Hypocreaceae
Product: glycosyl hydrolases family 18 domain-containing protein
Exons: 9
Coding region: 1-2586 (861 amino acids)
Biological process (GO): carbohydrate metabolic process
Source: RefSeq, a predicted model, not a curated record
AUGUUGGCGCUUUCCAUGAUUACCAGGGCCGGUGUGAAUGCCAACAAGGUCGUCAUUGGAGAAUCUAGUUAUGGAAGAUCGUUUCGAAUGGCCAAGACUGGCUGUACUGGGCCGGAUUGCACAUUUACUGGCGCAAACGGUCAAUCUGACGCCGCAAAAGGGAGAUGCACAAACGCCAGCGGGUACCUUGCUAAUGCAGAGAUUAACGAGAUCAUAUCCAAGUCAUCAAAGUCGAAAAAGACAUGGUUCGACAAGGAUACUGCCUCGGAUUAUCUGGUGUAUAACGAUGUUGAAUGGGUAGCCUACAUGUCCGAUCACACAAAGGAAGUCCGCCGCGACAAAUGGAAGCAGCUCAACUUUGGUGGAUCAGUCGACUGGGCGGUUGACUUGCAAGAAUUCAACGGGGCAGACACCGUUGGCCCGCAUGGAGCUUACGACAACUCUUCUUGCAUACAAGUCUUUGACAAUAUGAUAUGGGACUGGCUCAAUCCAUCAAUAGAGGCAGUCGUCGGAUGCACGAAUAUUCUUCAACCCUCGCCUCUCCCAGUUACAGUUACACUUACGGCAUAUACGACAAUUACUCUCCAAUCUGGAACGUCAAUCAGCACAACGGUAGUAUCUGCACCAUUUUCCAUCUCUGAAGUUGACUAUCAGCCGUUUACGUUUAAUGAGUCGGACAUCAGGUCGUUGAGUUCUGGACAAAUGUUCGCGUAUAAUCCCACUCCUAGGAUAACGCCAAAUCCCGUUACGAUUCCCAUACCCGCUGGGUGGACGGUAACAGGAAUAGGAAAAGCCACGAAAGAAGAUCCGUCAAAGGAACCUUCCAAGUCAAUUAUUGGACUUCCACAAGCGACUAGCACCACCACUUCAUCCCAUGACGGAAUUGGCUUCUUGCUGCCCAUUACCUGGCUCCCGACGAUGAGCUACAAAAUUCCGUCAGUGCUUACUCCUAAGCCACCAGCUCCAACAGAGCUCCCUGAUGACGACGAGCACCCAAUCGUCAAUCCUCCUACUCCUCCCGGUGUUGUAGACUGUAAAAACGAUUCAUGCACCAAGGGCCAGGACUGCGAGAAUGACGAGUGCUUGCGGGGAGUGGAGGAAAUUGCGUUGGUUCUCAUUGUCAACGAGGAGGAAUUUGUGAAGGAGAAGCAUGCGACAAAGGAGGCGGUUGUUCUAAAAACUCCUCCGGAAGCUGCAACUCUGGGGAGUGCAAGGGCAAAGGAUGUUUCCCUCGGGCACCCCGGUGAGCUUCCCAAGGCCUACAUGCCUCUUUGGGUGCCCAAAACUCCCCGAAUGUCCUUCUUGGGACCUCUUGUGCAACGCACCAUGCGGCCUGAUCGGUUGUCCUCCGGGCCGCCAACCAACAUCCAAAGCCUGUACAACGUUACAAACGGCUGGUCAACUACUACUCGAACUCAAUGCGAGAAGGUAGUCGAUUGCGACGCUGCUGACAUGACUGUCACGACGACUAUAAAAUCGUCAAGCGAAGAGCCAGAUCCAACCUACAUUGCAAAGGUGAUCGGGUACGAAGGAAUGAAGCUACUGAGAGAUGAAGCUCUUUUCGCGUCCAUUGGUGAAGAUGAAGACGAUUUUUUCUCUCUCCUCGAGUCACCCACCACGACCACUUCAGAGAUGCCUUCAACGUCCUCCGAAGAUGCCACUCCAGAGCCUACUCCAGAGCCUACUCAGACGCCAGAAGUCACAUGUGGGAUUGCGCUUUACCCACCAAUCAUGUGGCGAUUGGAUAUAAUUGACAUGACAGGCAGUUGGGUUUUGGACGAUGAAGGUAAAAGUCUCAAAAAGGAGAUCAAAGGCUGCGGUGCAGUGACAGGAUGGGAAUGGUUCAGAAGAGCGGAUGGCACACUUGCUGUAUUCGACAUUGCCAAUAUAAUGACUGCCACAAUCAAGCUCUAUACCAACCACGGCUGCCCUUGGGCCCACCGUGCUCAUAUUGCAUUGGCAGAGCUGAAAAUCCCAUUUGAAGAGGAAAUCAUUGACUUGAGUGUUCCUCGUACGCCAGAGUACCUGGCAAUCAACCCUCGUGGCCUCGUUCCUAGUCUUUCCUACAAUGGCCAGAUUAUUACAGAGUCUGCUAUUGUCGCCCAGUUCCUAGCCGAUGCCUAUCCGUCCCACCUGGUCCCGAAUGGGGGCACUCCUGAGGCGGCUCUUACUCGCGCCAGAAUAAACUUCUUUGUCGAUACCUUUUUUAGCAAGGUCAAUUCUCUUUACCACAAAGCGCUUUUCGCCAAGACAGAUGAAGAGGCCGAGGAGGCUGCGGCGGAGUUUGUUAAGCAGCUUGAGAAGGAAGUUGAGCCACUGUUGAGCGAUGCAGCCCCGUAUUUCGGAGGAAGUAAGACAUUGACCUUGGCUGAGGUCCUCACCGGAUCUUUCAUUCUACGAUUGCUCUCUCUACCAAAGAAUGGUGUUGGGCCAGAGAGUUUGAUCAAAGAACUGCCUACCAAGACACCCAACUUUUAUAAAUGGGCAACUACAGUGAUUGAACAUCCUAGUGUGAAUGGAAUUUGGAACGAGGAAAAGGUUGUGGCUGGCACCAAGGCUCGCCUUGCAAAGUUGAAGGCGGCAUAA